Molecule: messenger RNA, 747 nt
Organism: Ornithodoros turicata
Lineage: Eukaryota; Metazoa; Arthropoda; Arachnida; Ixodida; Argasidae
Product: oocyte zinc finger protein XlCOF26-like
Exons: 2
Coding region: 1-747 (248 amino acids)
Source: RefSeq, a predicted model, not a curated record
AUGGUGCUGGAGGAUGAUACUUUCUUCAGGUGCAGUCAUUGCCCAUACAUGGGCACAAAUGAGAACACUGUACGAAGACAUGAAAUGAAGCACACUGAUACAACUGUCCACAUAGAAGGCUUGCUGGCCUCGACACAAGCAGCAAAACAUGGUUCCCCCAAGUCGUCCGUCCCGAACAGGCCGAGCGCAGAAGCCCCACGACCCGGAGGCGUCGAAGCCUUCCGCUGCUUCCACUGUCGCACCACGUUCUCUGGCGAGGGCGAAAUCGAGGCCCACUCUCAGCAGUGCACCGGCAGCGCCCCCUUCAGCUGCCACCUCUGUCCGACCACGUUUUCCCUCCUGCCCAACCUCAGGAGCCACAUCGUCGGCCACACCUCGGAUGCGGUCGGCGAAGACCAGGGCGUCCAGGCGCUCCAGAAGUCGGCGGCGGCAACGGCGGCGGCGGCAAAGUCGGCACCCCUGUUCAAGUGUGCCGAGUGCCCCAGAUAUUUUUCGAAAAAAAACGCUGGUCAUUCACAUGAGGACGCACACGGGCGAGAAGCCGUACCCGUGCGGCAUCUGUCCCAAACGGUUCAGCGUCGGCUACAAUCGGGACAGGCACAUCCGCCUCGUGCACAGCCCCUCCGCCAGGAGCCGCCGCCGAGCGGCGCGCUUCGCGUGCGGCCUCUGCGCGGCAAAGCUGCACUCGCACUACGAGUUGAUGGAGCACAUAAAGGAAAAGCACAGGGUCAAGACCGAGCCACGUGA